AUGGAGUCGGUGAUUAGAGAGUCCAAGGACAUACUUUUCCUCAGUUAUGCAGACGAUACCUACAUCAUUGGACCAGCGGCUAGAAUCUGUGAGGCUUUUGGGGUGCUGCGGGAGCAGUUGGAGUGGGUGCGGCUGGAGGUGCAGGCGCUCAAGUGCCGGUUUUGGGAGUGCGAAGGCGGGGAUGCGGAGUGGGCACUGCCAUUGGGGAUGCAGCGGGUGGAGGAGGGUCUCACUGUGGUGGGCGUACCUAUUGGGGAGGAGGAUUGGGAGGCGUGGCAGCGGCAGUUGGCUGUAGAGGAGCUCCAGACACUGCGCCGCUCGGCUCGUGACGAUGCCACCCUGGCCCGUUUCACAUCCCUUCAGGGCCCGGGGGUUGGUGCAUGGGUCCCGGCUCACUCAGAUCUCACAUUCACUGCGGCGGAGUGGGGCAUUGCUGCUGCUAUACGGCUCGGGCUCCCAAUUCAGCAGCUGCAGGUUGCGGGGAGACGUCAGGGGGGGGUGGUGACGAUGGAGGAUAGUGUGGUGCUGCCGGGGAAGCGGGUUGACAAGGCGGUGCGACGACCAAUGGCCGGGGAGGUUCACGCUCUAGUGAUCAGCGUUGCGGACCCGCUAUUGUUGUCUCCAUCUCUGGUAGGACAGUGCGGUCGUUCUAUUGGUGUGGCGGCAAGGGAGUGGGAGCGUCGCAAAACGAGUGAUUACGCGCCUCUGCUUGCACGCAACCGGGGCGUGCAGUUCACCCCUUUGAUAGUAGAGAUGUGGGGGUGUCUUGGCGGGUGUUUCCGGCGGUGGUUUCGACGACAGGGGGAUGCGCACGUGGGGCUAGCCGUGUUACGGGGGGCUUGUCAAGAGGAUGACUUUUCGUUUUCGGCUUAUCUUUUGAGGUCUCUGAAGGCGCUCAUUGGGGUAGCUUUACAACGGGUGCAAGCUCGUGUCAUCCUGCUUCGAGCGGCGUCUUCUAUGGGGGGGAUUAAUGUGGACUUGGUGGACCGGGAGAAGGACGACGUCGAGGAGGAAGAUGAGCUAAUUCGUUUGGUACGGGAGUUCGGCGGCAAGACCGAGUUGGGCAGCGCACCUGUUGAUGGCGGAGCAAGAGCGGUCACCCGAAUUCCUGCAGGCACAGCAGCGGCAUACAUACGAGUGAAGGAGUUCUACCUUCAGCGUGGAUUGUGUAACCGGAUGGCACUCUCUGAGGAGCUCUCUUCAUUGAAGAUGAAAGAGGGGGAGGGGGUGGCUGCAUACUGGGCGCGUGCCGAGGACUUGAGGUCCAAGUACUUGGCUGCAGGAGGAAAGGAGGAGGUUGAGGAGUGGAUGAUGAGGGUACUCAAAGGACUACCUCCUCACUUUGAGAUGCUGAAGGUGGUGUUGAACAACCAGUCAUCAUCGCUCACUAAGGAUCAGCUGCUUACCUCCUUGAGGAGCGAGGAGAUGCGGAUUGGUGUCGCACCAAGAUCGGAUGGUGUAGCCACAUUUGGAGCGGGUACGAAAGUGGGCAGCAGCGGCAGGGGAAAUUGGGUCAAGGGAGGAAAGCAUGGAGACAGCGGUAGCAGCAGUGACACCAACUCGGGCAGAUGGGGUCAAGGGAAAGGCAAAGCGGGAGUGCUUGAUUUCCCUUGGGGGUCCAAGGGCAUGGCUCCUCGGGGGUUGUGUCAUGGCUGUUGGGAUGAGGGACAUGCAUGGCAGCGAUGUCCUCAUCGACCUAAGGGAGGCAUUCCGGCAUUCUUAAAGCGGGGGGGUCGUGGGUCCAACGGCAAGGCACAGGUGGCGGAUGAGGAGGAGCAGGAUGACAAGGCAGAGGCAGUGGUUGGAGAAGCAGUUGCAGCAGUGGGAGAGGAGCAGCCGCGAGAGGGGUGGUGGAUUGACAGUGGGGCCAGCCACAACUUUACUCCUUAUGCAUCGGACUUCAAAAGUAAGCUUCAACCACCAGAGGUUCGGGGAGUUAGAUUGGGAGAUGGACGGGUGGUGAAAGCUGUUGGCAUGGGUGAGGUGCCAGUGGUUGGUGCUGGAGGUCAGCUGCUGAGGAUUCAAAAGGUCCACCUUGUGCUUGAGAUGCAGACGCGUCUGCUGUCAGUCCCACACCUCACCUCUCGAGAUGUCAUUGUCACAUUCAAAGGCAAGAGAUGUGUCCUUCAACGGGGGGAGCGGGUGUUGGCGAUUGGAGAAAAGGAGAGGGGAAGGGACCAUGGAUUGGUGCGGAUGUUUCUUCCUCUUGCUCAGGGCACACAGGGCAGUGCUCUUGCAGCUAAGUCGUCCUCCUCAUUUUCCCCAUUGACCCUUGCCCAUCGCCGCCUUGGUCAUACCGCCCCCACAACAUUGCAACAGAUGGCUCGGGGGAACAGUGUACUGGGCUUGGAGAUUGGGGGGGGGAACACUGAUUGUUCCCCAUGUGAGCCCUGCUUAUUGGGAAAGUCGGCUCGGAAGCCGUUUCCCCAUGAGGCAUCUCGGGCACUUGGGCCUUUGGAUGAGGUCCACAUGGAUUUGUGGGGGCCGGUGCGCACACCAUCACUGGGAGGAGCGGUGUAUGUCCUCAGUCUCAUUGACGACUUCACCAGACGAGUUUGGUCGUUCCCCCUCCCCAACAAGGAAUCGGCCAUAGUUGCAAAAGUCCUUCGCCAGUGGCAUAAGGACGUGGAGUUGGAGUGUGGGCGGAAGCUGAAGGCUGUUCGCUCGGACAGGGGUGGCGAGUUCUUGGGGGAAGCUGUAAAAGCAUGGAAGGCGGAGUUUGGCAUUAAAACUCAAUUGAGCGUCGCAGAUACACCGCAACAGAAUGGGGUUGUGGAGAGGUGGCACAGGACGAUGGCAGAGGGGAUUCGCACAUUGUUGGUCGACAGUGGUCUCCCUGCUCGCUUGUGGGGUGAAGCAUUGAUGUGGGUCGUGUGGGUUAAGAACAGGGUCACCCACAGUGCUUUGCCUGCCUCCAUCACACCAAUGGAGGCGUGGUCCGGCCAGAAGCCGCAUGUGGGCAUGGCUCGGAUUUGGGGUUGCAUGGGGAGUGUCAUGUUGCAUGGGCAUGAGAAGGGUGGCAAGCUUGAUGCACGGGCUGUCAUGUGUGUCUGUGUUGGGGUGGACAUGGAGAGCAAGGGUUGGCGCAUGCUGGACCCUUCUAUCAUGCGCAUUCGCAUUGCUCGGGAUGUUGAUUUCCUUGAGAAUGUGAUGUGGAAGGAUUGGGACAAGGCAAAGGAAUUUGGGGAGCUUCUGCAGGAUGCAGCUGCAAUUUCCCAACUCCUCCCUCUUCCACUCUCGCCACCUUCAGCAACGGCUCACGACGUUGAGAUGCCACUUUCACCACUGCCACCGGCACCGCUGAGUGUGUCGGUGCAGCAGCAGCCCACCCCUCUGCAGCAGCUCAGUGGCCCCUCGGUCAUUCAGCGGAGAUCCGCUACACAGGCUACUUCCUCUUCCUCCUCCUCUGGUCAGCGCUCUAUCCCUCUCUCUACGGGUGCCCCUCCGUCACCAGCGACUACCUCCCCACCACCGGUUACGGGUUUGCAGGUGCUUGGUAUCCAGUCUGGUACAGGUGGUGAGGAGGUAGGGGGGGAUGCUGGUGUGGUUGAGGGCAUGCUAUGUUUGGCCAGGGAGGUGGAAGGUGUUGCACUGGCAGGUGUGAGCACAGGUCAAGGAGGUGCUUGCUCAGAGGUACCAGAUGAAGGAUCUAGGAAUGGUACUUGGUCAACUGAGGAAGGUGUUGCAGCUGAUGUCAAGGUGUACCAGAGUCUCAUUGGCAGCUUGAUGUAUGCUGCUGUGACCACCCGUCCUGACAUGUCUUUCACUGUCAACACCCUUGCACAGUCCUGCGUGGCACCAAGACGCAUUCACAUGCGCGCUGCACUGAGAGCACUCAGCUUGCAGCUGCAUGAGAACCUGGAGCGCAUCGGCAUGCGAGUGAUUGCUGCGAAGGCCAAGGCUUCAUUCGCUGGAGGGGUUGUAUUUUGA
Messenger RNA from Closterium sp. NIES-65, 3930 nucleotides. The record is from the annotation of a GenBank genome assembly. Lineage: Eukaryota; Viridiplantae; Streptophyta; Zygnematophyceae; Desmidiales; Closteriaceae.